AUGUGCCCACGAAAAUGCAGCUGUGACUUGGCAAGAAGGGUACAAUGCUACCAAGUUGGAGAAAUUCCUAGAGGGAUUGCAUCUACUUCCAGAAGAAUUCAUAUCAGCCACAGCAAAAUAAAACGGCUCCAGGUCACUGAUUUCCAAACAAUGUCUUCCCUUGAAGAAUUUGUCUUGACUUGCAGUGGGACAGAAUCAGUGGAAACUAACACUUUCAAAACUUUGGAUACUUUAAGAAUCCUGGAACUGUGGAAAAACAAGCUGAGGAACAUACCGUCCCCACUCCCAGCAAACCUUGAAGUGCUGAAACUUGGCGAUAAUUUAAUAAGUGUUUUACACGAAUCUGACUUUGAAGGUUCAAAGAACUUAAGGGUCCUUGAUAUACAAAGCAAUUUGAUUGCAGUUCUUUCUUUUAUUACUUUUUCCUCUCUCAAAAGUUUACAGAGUUUGACUUUGGAUGGGAACAAUAUGGAAUCUGUGACUGGACCAAUCCAUCUCCCCAACUUAAAGUAUCUGAGCAUGGAAAAUAAUAAGUUGCAAUCUUUCUCUGGAAGUUUUUUCACAUCUCUUCAAAAUUUAUUGUUUCUCAAUUUAAAUGGUAAUUUACUGACUGACACCCCCCCAGAAUUACCCAGAUCUUUACUGUCACUGAAGUUAGAGAGAAAUCAACUCAAAAUGCUGAGAUCUGGAGAUGUGAAACAACUGGCAAAUUUAUCACAGCUUUUCUUAUCUGAAAACCAGCUUUCAUCAGUUGAUGGUGUACAACAUCUUUCCAGUUUAACAAGGUUGGAGUUAGCUGGGAAUAAACUCCAAACAAUACCAGUCAGGCUGCCAAUCACUUUGCAGAAAAUCGAUUGCAGUAAUAAUCUGAUUGGGAAAAUUCAAGCACAAGAAUUCCAUAAUCUUCAAGACCUCAAGCAUUUGUUCCUUGACAACAAUAUUGUUACCACAUUUGAAGAUGGGGCACUUCUAAAAUGCACAGUAUUGUCUAAUCUAGCACUUGAACAAAACUUGCUUCAUUCUAUUCCACUACGCCUUCCACAAACACUAGCCAGAUUGGAUUUGAAAGGAAACAGCAUAGAAAGAAUUAAGGAGCAGGAACUGUCCCAGCUUCAGCAUCUACAGGUUUUGAAUCUGCGAAACAACAAAUUAUCCACCCUAGAUGACAGUUUUGUGAAACAUUUGCCUCGUCUCCGAUACUUGUAUCUGGAUGGUAACCCCUGGAAUUGCACUUGUGAGCUCCUCAAAACCAGAAGGCUGCUUCUGACUCAAGGAACAGACGUCAAAGGGGGACGUUGUACAUCACCAAUGGAAAGCCAGGGUGAAAGCUGGAUGUCUUCCAAAAGGAUCCUGCAUUUGUGUGCACCCAGCAAUCUUCCUUCAUUUGAAGAGGGGAAAGAAACUGGAAAGGAAAGAAAUAUUGAAGAGCCCUCCAGUCUCAGAGAAAACAUGGAUGACUAUUAUGACUAUGAGACGGAUUAAGUUUACCCCCAAAUCUAAGAUUAGCUCACUUCUCUCUCAGGCCAUCAGUGAGACUUUUCUCAAAUCCUGUGCAAUAAGGUGCCUCUGAACAUUAGUUCAACAGUUAAGUCCCUUUUGCUCUGUUCACUUAUUUAGGAUGGGGCAAUUCCAGUGUUGUAUCAACAUCACAGAGAUAGCAUUAAAAUACAGACUCUCCCACAGUUAGCUGGAACUGGCUAUAUCAGAAUUAAUGUUGAAGUCUUUAGGAUUAUAUGUUGUUGUUUUUUGUGGCUUUUUCUUUCUGCAAUUGUUAGUUCUUUUGAAAAUUGUAUUAAUAGCUUUAGAUAAAUACAUAAAUAGUGGCUGAGCAUGUGUAUAGCUGUAGUCCUUUUGUAAACAAUUACAUGUUAGGUGUCGCCAAUACAAAUAUGUAAAAAUUAGGAGCACUCAAAUAAACUUUCCUAAAGUUU
Anolis sagrei ordinatus is the source of this 1931-nucleotide messenger RNA. Lineage: Eukaryota; Metazoa; Chordata; Lepidosauria; Squamata; Anolidae. The record is from RefSeq and is a predicted model, not a curated record.